GGUGGGUGAGGGGAGGGAGAAAGGAUUGAGAGCCAGCCGCCUUCAAAAAUGGCGUCUUCCGAGGAAAAAGACUAAAAAUAUAGAAAACGAGGCCUACUUUCCGUCUUCAUCGAUUUUUGAAAUUUAGAUGAUGGUUUCCAGAUGUCGCGAUAUCGUCGUAGUCAUGAUUUUGUAAUGUAAAAAAGGAGAAGGAAUGGUAGAAGGCUAUAUAGAUAGCAACCCAGUUUUAUUUUGAUGCGUCGACAGGGCUAGCUAGCUAUUAACUAGUAGCAUCUGCUAGCCCACAACGAUUUCAGGAUGGGAAGGCAUUUUGCAUGCUAAAUAAAUCACGAUUACUGUUCUAUGAUCAUUUAUCGUUUGAUCCUAUUUGGAACAGUCGUGAGAUAUCGAUGUUAAUCUUUUCAGUCGCGGAUCAAUGCAUUUGCUCUAGCAAUAAAGGGAAUGGUAUACGGCAUGAAUGUUUCUCUGCAAUUUAUCGAUAAUUUAUCAUGAUCGUGUAUAGCGUCGUUGCAAUUUGGCAGUUGUGGAAAUUAUAUUUAGAGGAAAGUGUAGGAAAGGAGAGACUGAUUUUUGGAGGUGGUUGGAGUACAUCCCCUGACCCCCCCUUUUUGUCCAGUUUUCUCCUCCCCUCCAUUUCUCUUUCAAUAUACUGUUUUCCAAUCCCUUUGAUUUUCUAAUGAAACGGGGGAAAUAGUCUAAAAUCUAUCACGGGGAAGACUGAUACCCCAAGUCUGUGAAAAUUCCUAAUACUUAAGAGUUUUCGUCCUUGUAACACAUUUCUCAUAAAUGAAAAAUGGAUAGAAAUUACCCGGGAACAGGGUUCGGUGAUUUGGGCGCAGGAGCCGGAUGGAGUUAUGAGAGAUCAGCGAAAGCAAGUCUCGUCUAUGGAAGUUCCAGAUCAUCACACCCCGAGUCGGAACUUCUCCAUCGACAAACCUACGGCACUCCCCAUCCUCUGCAGGGCUAUUCGACCAAUCACCACCCAGGCAGCUCUGGCCAAGGCGGGGCUUGGGGAGCAGGACGGAGUUUGGGUCUCUCUGGACUGUUUGAAACAGGCCUGCACCAUGCCAGUCCCUCUGGUCCAGAUGCUUCGGUCAUGAAUCUGAUCUCCGCUCUGGAGUCCCAGCGAGGUCCCCAGGCUCCUCCCUCCGCCUCCUCCCUCCUCUCCCAGUUCCGCACGCCGUCCUGGCAGACGGCGAUACAUACCCCUGCCCCUGCUGAGCUCUUCAUCUCCGGGCCCCUCCCCGGCUCGGGCUCCUUCACCUCUUCCUCGGCCCUGUCCGCCUAUCAGCACCCGGCCUCCUUCUCCAGCCGCUCCUUCCCCACCCUCCAGGACACGCCCACGUUCAACUCCACCUCCAACGGACUCCUCUCCCCCCACGACCCUCUGUUGCAUAUCAAGAGUCCCUCUCAGUCCAGCCUGGGCUUUGACCGCCUCCUGCCCUCCCAGAGCGCCGCCACAGCCUACCGGGGCGGCCAGGACCCCACAGGCGCCUCGUCGGUCCAGGCCUCAUCAGCGCGGCACCUACAGUCCCACCAGUUCAACCUGCUGUCCUCUCAGCUGCAGGACCAGUCCUCCCAGUUGUACAACGCCUCAGUGUUUUCCUCAGCCCAGGCUCAGGCCCAGUCUAACUCGAUCCAGGAGAGGGCUGUGCCCCGGCAGGACAGCGUGAUCAAGCACUACCAGCGCCCCACGCCGUCCCAGUCCCAGCUCUCCUCCUCAGCGGCCCACUCCCUGCAGCAUUACCUCAGCUGCGGCGGGGCUGGGUACCAGCAGAUCGCCCACCACAGGCAGGCCGGACUCUCUUGCAGCCCCGUGGGCGACCAGAGCCCCUCGGACCACAAGGCCUCUUCCCGGACGGAACAGGUGUACCGGCCCAUCAUCCAGCCCCCCCUCUCGAUCUCCAUCUCUUCUUCAGCAGCGGGAAAGGGCACCAAGAGCAACUCCAGCAACGGCUACUCCUCGACCAGCUCGGCGUCCUCCUCCCGUACCCCUCACACGCCCCCUUCUGCGUCCUCCAGCUCUUCAACGACCUCCUCUUCCUCCUCUGCCUCGGGAGCCCACCCCUCCAACUCACUCCCCCCCUCCAGCUCCAGCUCGGCCCCGUCUAGACAGCAGCCUCCCCCUCAGAGUGCUCCAGCUACCCAGCAGCAACCCCCUCCUACCUCUUCCACAUCUGUCCAGCAGCCCUUACCCAAACACAGCCUCUCAGGCUACGGCUCACCCGUGCCCCCAGUGAAACCCCCCGCCACCGCUCUCACAGGCCAAACCCCGCCACAACAGCAGAACCAAUCAUACUCUCCCAGCCAGCCCCCUCCCUCCCACCUACCCCAGUCCUAUGGUGGUUUCAGCUCCCCUCAGGCCCAGGACCUGAGCUCAGCCGGAGGAAGAAAAGGCUACGGAAGCCUGGGAGGGCGAAGCCAGUCGUACUCGGCUGAUGUGGUCUACGGGGCUGACUCUGCCUAUGGGUCCGUCCCCUCCUCUCUGGGCGGAGCGGGAUGUCCAUCGCUGGGUUACGGCCCAGGCCACUCCCCAGCUCUUUUACAGUCGAGCGGGUCGUCGGUGGGCGGAACUUCAGGAGGCGGUGGUAGCAGCACCGCAGGUAGCGGGAACUCCGGUUCUGGAGGAGCUGGGAGUAGUAUGGCCAAUGAGAGAGUAGGUGGCGCCAGAGUAGGGCCUUACCAUAUCCCUGAGUCUAUCCCCUCUCCGUCGGCUAACUCUGGGAUCAUCCGUCCAGGGUUGCACUCCCCCACCCCUGCCUGCCCCACCCAGUCCCCGGGAGGAACGGCCUCCAACAAAUACAUCUCCUCUGUCCUCUCUCCCACCUUCAUCUCCUCCCCUCAGGGCUACCCCGACACCAGAGGUCCCCAGUCCCAGUCCUACCACCCCACCGCCAACAAGACCAAGUCCGACUCCAGCCGCAUGCUAGGUGUGGGCUCCCAGAGGUCUCAAGAGGAUGUGGACGAUGAUGACGACUUUUUGAUCCAGCACCUUCUCCAAGCCCAGGCCAGUCCCACACCCCAGGCGUCCCAUCACCACUCCCAGCAGCAACAACCUCAACAGACGGCCCAACAACAGGCACCUCUGCAGCCUGUCCCCUCUACCACGGACGGCGGCAAGGGGCUGUCGUCCUACGAGCUCGGCAAGAGCUCUGAGGAGAGGUACCACCUCCAGAGCGUCAUCCGCACCCACAGCGCUACCUCCAGUGCCGGUGCCGGAUCUGGGGGUGCGGUCACGAGCCUAGACAGCCAGCUGGAGAUGUCUCUCAAGAAACAUCAACAACAACAGAGGAUUGACAGUGAAGGCGGUGGCAGGAGUGGCGGAAGAGGAGGUGCCGAGCAAAGCCACCCCCAUCUACACCACCACGACUCCCUGGGGUCGGUGGUGCACUACGGCCGGAGCGACCCGUACUCCCAGCACUCCCUGGGCCCCCAACACUCCUCCCACGCGCAGCAGCAACACGCCGCCUCUCACACCCACCUACAGUCCCACGCUCACAUGGAGCUGCAGAAGAAUCCACAAGAGCGCUCCGAGCUGGUGUACCCUCGCAAGAACCCCGAGGUGCAACAGCACUCUCAAUCCUCGGCCUCCCUUGUGGAUUCCCCCACGGACCAGUCCCACCAGCCGCCCCACCUGCUCCAGUCUGUGCUGUCCCACACCACUCGCAACAAGAUGGAGCCCCAUCAGCAGCAGCAUUCAGUGGGCCAGCAACAAGCAAUGAUGGAUGGAGCCGGAGGGAGAAUGGGCGCGGGCAAACACCAGUCCCAGACCCAGCAGGCCUCCCAGCUUCAGCUACAACUCCAGUCCCAGGCUUUGGAGGUCGCAGCGGCAGCGGCUCACUACAACCACGGACCUCCUCGGCAAGACCAGAGCCAGUCCAAGCAGCGACAGCAGAGCUCGGUGGUGUCCUCAAUGGACAUGCUUGACCGCUCGCUCUCCCAGACCUCCAGUGCGGACGGAGGGGGAGUGGAGGAGAGGAGAGGAGGAGGAGGUGGUGGUGGUGGUGCAGGAGGAAGAGGUGGAGGGAGCGGAGAGCGCCACAGGCAGCAGCAGCAAGAGCAGCAGAGGCUCUCGUCCCACCACCCUCAACACUCCGCCUCGGAGCUCCACUCGUUCCUCUCUGAGCCCGACAUGGGCUUAUCCGCCCCCUUGCACGUGCACCACCUCCCCCAACACCAUCAACACCCCAACUCCCACCACCAGCAAAGCCACUCGGGGCACCACCCCCACUCCCAUGGCCACGCUCACCCCCAGGCUCAUACUCACCCCCAGCCCCUUCCCUCCACCCACUCCCAGCAACAGGAGUCCCAGUCACACCCGUCCCAGCUCACCCCAGGCCAGCAAGUCCAAAUAGACCAUCAUCAGCGCACCGAGCAGCACCCAUUCGACACGGUCAGCCCUGGGGAGAAAAGCUGUGGCCAGAGCCAGAACCGCUUUGUCACACUCAACUCUAUUUGCUUCCCGGACUCGCUCCUGCAGGACGAGGACCGCUCCUUCUUCCCCGGCAUGGAGGACAUGUUCUGCUCAGACGACUUCUCCAAGUCGAGCUGUGCCGGAGGCGCUGGCCCAGUGCAGGAGGAGAUGAACCAGGAGGGACCAGGAGGGGGCCAUGAGGAGCCCAUGAAGGAUAAUUCAGGAGGGGGAAGCGGAGGAGCCGGGUAUGAAAUGCUGGCCGACCAGGGCUAUGGGCAAUACUGCCACAGGCUUCCCGAGUCCGGCAACCGCACCCUGGACCUGGAUGAGCUGCCGUCCACUGUUAACACGGCGCAGCUGGGCCUGAUCCAGUCCUCUAGUCCAGGCGGGUGCACCGGUGGAACUGGCACCGGGCCUGGAGGCCUCACCUCGCCCAUCUUCUGCUCGUCGCGCCCCAAGAAGCUCCUCAAGUCCAGCUCGUUCCACCUGCUCAAGGAGCGCCGAGACCCCAACACACUGCCCAAAAAGAGCUACGCGCAGGAGUACGAGUUUGAGGAUGAUGAGGACAAGGACAACCAGCCAGCGGACAUCCGUCUGAACAGCCGCCGGCUCCCUGACCACCUCCCCGACCUGGUCUCCAGCUGCCGUAAGACAGGAGGGGGGGCCGGAGGAGGAGGCACGCUCAGCCCCCUCAUGGGCGACCUCGACUUCUACCACUCCCUCUGCCCCCCUCCCCAGCUCCUGCCGCAGGACGGGCCCAAGAAGAGGGGCCGUAAACCCACCAAGCCAAAGAGAGCAGGGCCUCCAAGGCCCAGGGGUAGGCCUCGCAUUCGCCCGCAGCCCGAGCAGCACGCACCCCGUGGAAUGAUGGGCGGUGAGAUGGGAGGAGGAACCGAAGCAGGAAGUGGGUUUGGAGGAGGAAUUGAGGUUAAACGGAGCAGGGGCCGUGGUGGAGGCGGAGGCCGAGGGAGAGGGAGGAGAGACGACAUGUUUAUGGAGAUAACUGGGAAGGAGCAGAUGCAACAACACCACCUUAAUCGGCAACAGCAUCAACUUCACCACCAGGCUCCACCCCCACUUCACCAGGAGCCCAUACCGCAUCUCAAGAUCAAACUGCCCAUUGGCUCCAUGUCCUCUUCCGAAGCCCUGCUGAGGACCGACUCUCUGUCCGGCACGGACCCCGCUCUAUCAGACGGCUCAGUGGGCUCUGCUCCCUCCCUUGGCCUAAGUCCUGGACCCCUGUGCGAAGGGGUAGACUCCCACAGGACCCAGGAAAGAAGCAAGCAGAAGAGCCAGAUACAGAGUGACGGAGUGGAUGGCGAGGGGAUGGAUGGAAGGGGGAAUGAGAAAUCAGGCUGCAUGGCCUCCUUCAUGGACUUCCUCAAGUCGGGAAAGAGACCUCCGGGCUUGGAAAUGCAAUCAGGAAACGGUGACGUCUCGCCUCUUAAAUCUGACGGACUCUGUCCCCUGUCCCCGGCACCCCCUCCAACACUGCCUCAGUUCGGUGAGGGCAAGAGCAACAGCGGCCUAGGGGGCUGCCCCAGUCCCUGCAAGCGCACCCUGGACGAUGAGCUGAAGAGGAACUUGGAGACGCUGCCCUCGUUCUCCUCAGACGAGGAGGAUUCGGUGGGCAAGAACCAGGACCUGCAGAAAAGCAUCUCCUCGGCCAUCUCGGCUCUCUACGACACGCCGCAGCUGGCCUCGCUUCAGCAGCCCCCACCUUCUCCCCCACCCCAGUCCCAAGACUCAGCCAGGCCCAGCCAGGCCCCGCUCACACCGACCACCCUGCAGCCCCCAGCCCUUAGCCCCCAGCCUCCCUCACUCAACCCUCACUCCCAGCCCCAGGCGGCCGAGCCGGCAGUACUACAGCGAGAGGACCAGGAGAUGGAGGAGAAUGAGGAAGAGAGGAAGGUCCAUGGAGGGGGUGAUAAGGAGAGUGAAGUGAAUGAUAUGGAAGAGGAGGAGCCAGAGUUGGAGAUACUUGGUGCUCCCAGAUUGGAAGCCUCAGCACCAGUGGCACCAGUCGGUCCCUCACCUCUCUCCGCCUCCCCCGCUCAGUCCUUCUCUCCCUCUCCACCACCUUCCCCCUUACUUCUCCUCUCUCUCCCUUCAUCACCCCUGCCCCCACAAGAGGCGGCACAACAGAAGCAGUCCCAACCUCCGAGCCCCCUCCCUCCUUCUAUUCCUUCUCUUCCUCCUGCUCCCGCCACCCUCCCUCCUUCCUCCCAGACUCCCCCGGCCUCGGAUUCCCCCGAGCCAGCACUGGAGCCCCCCGCGUCCCCGGAAGACGCCCCUGCCCCUCAGGUCACCUCGCUGCAUGUGGCCCAGAAGCAGGAGGACGCCGCCAUUGCUGGAGAGAGCGAGGAUGACAAGAGCGAGAGUGGAGGGGAAGGCAUUUUCCGAGAGAGGGACGAGUUUGUGGUGCGCGUAGAAGACAUCGGAACUAUGAAGCUGGCCCUGAAGACCGGUCGAGAACCUCCCCCCAUCUGGAGGGUGCAGAAAGCCCUGCUGCAGAAGUUCAGCCCUGAGAUUAAGAACGGACAGAGGCAGUUCUGUGCCACCAGCAAUUAUCUGGGCUACUUUGGUGACGCCAAGAGGCGAUACCAGCGCCUGUACGUCAAGUUCCUGGAGAACAUCAACAAGAAGGACUAUGUGAGAGUGUGCUCUCGACGACCCUGGCACAGACCAUCCGGACUGAGGCAACAGGUCCUCCCCAAAAUGGCGUCCCCGCCUCUCACCACCCAGAUCCCGCCCCGAGCUGAGAAGGAAGAGAGGGAGCAGCGAGUGGCACCGGCGCGAGAGCUGGUGCAGCGUGAGCCCAGGGAGAGAACAAGGGCAAAGAACGAACAGCGAGAGAAGGAGAAGGCGGCUGCGGUAGUGAAAGAGGAGUUGGAGAAAGAGAAGCAGAGGGAGAAAGAGAAGAGGGUGCAGCCAUCUCAGAAGCCCGAGAAACGGUCCGCCACAGUGGCAACGACAGAACGAGGGAAAGAGAAGAUGGGGGGAGUGGAGAAAGGGAAGACUGUAGAGCGCCCUUCCAAGUCGAAGCCAGCCAAGGUCAAGGCGGAACCUCUUCCGAAAAAGAGGAAGUGGCUGAAGGGGGUCCCCUCGUCGUCUGAUUCCGACUCAUCUGAGGAGGCAGCCAGCGAGGAUGAGAUGACCGUGCAAGGCAGGGUGAACAAUCGGGCAAUGCGGGAGAUGUUCAGGAGCUAUGUGGAGAUGCUGGUCAGCACGGCCCUGGAUCCCGACAUGAUCCAAGCCCUGGAGGAUACAGAAGAUGAGCUGUACCUCCCUGGAAUGAGGAAGAUUGAUGGCAUCAUCGUGGAACAGAAGAGGAGACUGAUGAGGAGAGUAAACAUGAGUACUCAGCACCAGGAGACCCUCCACAUGUAUCCUCAUAUGGCGGCAGACCCCCUGGAUUCAGGAGCUGUGUGGAUGCGGCUCAGUGGGGAGGGCUACAACCGCAAGACCCUUAACAGAGUCAAGAAGAGCCUACCCAAACCACAGGACCUUAAACUGUCAACAGAAUCAUGUCGGAUCUACAGCCUCUAUCACUCCCUGCAUCAUUAUAAAUAUCAUACUUUCUUACACUGCAAGAAAGAGACCAACACUAUAGAGCAGGCAGCUGAGGACCCUGGGCAGGAGGAGGUGGUGCAGCAGUGUAUGGCCAACCAGGGCUGGCUGGACACCCUCUUCAACUCCUUCAUCGAGCUGCUCACACUCAGCGCCAAGGCCUGAGCGACAGACAGAGGGGAUGGAAGACAGAAAGAAAAGAGAGCGAAGAACAAAAGGCACAGAAACUAGGCCCCAGGAACGGUGAGGUGGGCGAACAAGGGGAACGAGGUAAGAGGUCCCAUCCCACCUGGAGUCGUGUGGGUCCGACGGACAACUUGAAACUCGAGGAACAAGAGGGUCGGUAGGUGUGACCUUGGAGAGUGACCUCCUUAGUUCAUUGACAAAAAAAUAUAGCAAUUAAUUGACUUGGCCUUGAGAAUGGAUGAUGACCCCACAGGAGCUGGUGUUGUACCUGAUUGGUCAAGAAGACACUGACCAAUCAGGAGGCAAAGACCAAGGUGAGAAAAUACACCGAAGGCAGAAGGAGGAGCUAUUGCACCUAGUCACGUGGAUUGCCUCACAGACAUCGUAAAACUGUGCGUCAGACAGAAACGUUUCGGAGAAUCUAUUACUGUCUGUUUUUACAUAAAUGAUUUGUUUUUAAACAUUGCAUUAGAGGAGUGCAGUGAGCAGUGUGAAUAUAUGGCUUGUCUGUGGAAAGGAUGCAACAUAACGGUGUUAAUUCUCUCACUCGUUCUAUGCGACAGUAGGCAGCGGCACCGGUGAGCUAUGUGAUAAUAUAUAAACCCAUUUAAAUUAUUUAUAUGAGGAGGAUUUUAACAAACUCUCACAAGUGCUGGGAUGCCGCCUUAGCAUUAACAUUUUUCACGUUAAACGCUCAAUUGUACGUACCACCCACAUAUCCGAGCUGUCUUGUUUUUUCCUUUGACACAAAAGAUGGGUGGAUGAGACGGAAACGUGGCAUCAACUUUGUCUGUAGAGAAUGGGUGUAUUUAAAACCGACAUUGUAGUGCUUUAGUUCAUCAGAAUCAUGCAGCUGCAAAGGGAAAGAAACAUUAUCAAGUUCCCUUACGGGAAUGGUUAUAAAUGAGUAAUAUUUAAAGAGAAAAUGGUCAUUUCAUUUUUAUGUCUGAUGUUUUGCAUAUUACGAUGAUAUAUUUUGGGGGGGGGGGGGGGCAUUUUUCCUUGGAAAGACAGUCUGUAAAUAUUGUACAGUUCUUGACAAAUCUUUGUUUAUACAUUAGAUACUCAGCGAAAUGUUUUGCCACGAGCAGCAUCGCAGAUAUUGAGAUGAGUGAGAUGCAAGACUUCUCUCUGUUCAUAUACAGUAUCUGAGCAUGUGAACGGGUUCGCUUCACACUGUUGCAGCCUGGUAGCCACGGGACCAAAACAGUGGACAAGUUGAGCCUCGCGCUUCAACCCUUUUAGUUGGUCUGUGGAAAUUGACCCACUAUGCUGUUUACUUUCUGCAUCCACGUCAUAUCGCUGAGUCUACCUUAAAUAACUCUCCUGUAUUUGAAACACAAAUAAAAACGGCAAAGAACAA
Oncorhynchus gorbuscha (pink salmon) is the source of this 9533-nucleotide messenger RNA. Its product is annotated as proline-rich protein 12-like. The record is from RefSeq and is a predicted model, not a curated record. Lineage: Eukaryota; Metazoa; Chordata; Actinopteri; Salmoniformes; Salmonidae.